UUGGCUGGGAGCGCGCAUGCGCAUGACGGCGGCGGGGACUUGCGCUCGCCGCGGCGAACUGUGAGGCAGUCAAAGACGGAGCGCGCGGCGAGCUGGGACUUGCGCUCGUCGCCGCUCGUGCUCUGGGCGUAGCGAGCGAGUGAGAGGUUAUGAGCCUGCAGGACUCCAGCGGCCACGCUCGCUCCGGCCGCGGCCAUGGCAGCCUCCAUAGAGCAGGAGUUCCAGGAGAUCGACAGUACUAACGACUGGCAGGCUCGCUACCUUGAAAUUCGGCAUAAAGCCAAUGACUAUCCUCAUAGAGUUGCAAAAUAUCCAGAAAACAGAAAUCGAAAUAGAUACAGAGAUGUCAGCCCAUAGUCAAUCCCUUACCUCUCUAAAAGUGCAAAGUUUCAAAAAGUUGAAUGAACAGAAGAUUGUUGGGAGUGGAAUAGAUAUGGACAAGGAGAAGAAAUCUGGAGACAAAUAUGACCAUAGUCGUGUAAAACUGCAGAACACAGAGAAUGAUUAUAUCAAUGCCAGUUUAGUAGUCAUAGAAGAAGCCCAAAGAAACUAUAUUUUAACACAGGGUCCACUUCCUAAUACUUGUUGUCAUUUUUGGCUAAUGGUAUGGCAACAAAAGACCAGAGCUGUUGUCAUGCUAAACAGAAUUGUUGAAAAAGAGUCAGUAAAAUGUGCACAGUACUGGCCAACAGAAGAAGAGGAAGUCAUGAUGUUCGAGGAAACGGGAUUUUGUGUGAGGCUAGUAUCAGAGGAUAUAAAAUCCUAUUAUACAGUUCACCUACUACAAUUAGAAAACAUCAAUAGUGGUGAGUCCAGGAUGAUAUCUCAUUAUCAUUAUACUACGUGGCCAGAUUUUGGAGUCCCUGAGUCCCCAGCUUCAUUCCUCAACUUCUUGUUUAAAGUCAGAGAAUCUGGUUCGCUGAGUCCUGAACAUGGACCUGCCGUAAUUCACUGUAGUGCAGGGAUAGGACGCUCUGGCACAUUUUCAUUAGUAGACACCUGUCUUGUCCUGAUGGAAAAAAAAGACCCUUCUUCUGUGGACAUUAAGCAAGUAUUAUUGGAUAUGAGAAAAUAUCGCAUGGGACUUAUUCAGACGCCUGACCAGCUAAGAUUCUCAUAUAUGGCUGUAAUAGAAGGAGCAAAAUUUAUCAUGGGGGAUUCAACUAUACAGAAACGGUGGAAGGAACUUUCUAAGGAGGACCAAGCACCAUGUUCUGAGCAGUCUCCUCCACACCCAACCAGAAUAAAUACAGAGAAGUACAAUGGGAAUAGUGUGAGCAUAGAAAAACAGGAGCAAAUGGGGGAGAAAACAAAUACUGAACUGUCCACUAAAGUACAAGAUACUAUGGAUGGAAGCAUUGAAAGUACUGUUCGGAAACGGCUGCGAGAGGAUAGAAAGGCUCACACAGCCCAGAAGGUGCACCAGAUGAAACAGAAGCUAAGUGAGACUGAAAGAAAAAGAAAAAGGUGGUUAUAUUGGAAACCUAUUCUCACUAAGAUUGGGUUUGGUACAGUCAUUUUAGUUGGAGCUUAUUCUUGCUGGAAACUGUAUUUUCAAGAACAUUCCUUGUAAGUAAAAACUUAUUUGCACUGUGAGCCUGUCUACGGUAGCAGCUAAUCUUACUGCAAGUCAGUCACUAGGGAGUUUGACUUUCAGCAGCAAACUCCUUAACACCUAAAAUCGGUGCAGUUUAGAGACAAACUAGAUAAGUGAUGUAAACUGAUCAGUCAGCAUCUCAGGACUUUCACAGCAGGUACUUCUGAAACCAAAUGGCAAAUUGCUACCCAGAAUAAAGUUGUUCGUUUGUUUGUUUUAAAUAAACAGAUACAAACUUUGUGUAACUGUAUUUAUAUACUUUUAAAAAUGGUAUUCCACUGAAUCUAGAUACAUAGACCCUGAGCCAUGAAAAUUUAACUAUCGCGGCUGUCUGGGGUUUAAUUUACAUGCCUGACAUAAGCAAUAAACAGUGUGUUAUCAUUUACAUUAUUAAUGCAAAGAAGUUAUCCUUAAAUGUGUGUAAUGUACUAUUGACAUAGGCAUCAACAUUUUAUAUUCUUAUGACCCAGGAUAAAUAUAUUUUAUAACUGCAUAUUUAAUCUUACUUUUUGUAGCUAACUGUACUUUUAAAAACUUAGUGUGUACAAAUUUAUUUGACCAAAAAAAAAUAAUUUGAUUUUGGAACUAAACGUAAAGGAUCAUUUGUGCACAGUGUAUCCAUUCCCUACGUUUCAAGAUUUUGAGACUUUCGAUAUGAGCAGCUAGGGUUCUGAUGAAGCACUUUUCAGUUUCUACUCUGUACGCUGCAUUCCUUUUAUUUAUUUUUUUUGUUUUGUUUUUGCGGUUUCCUUAUUUAAAGAAGCUUUAAAAAGCCUUUUUUUUUUUUUUUUUUUAAAUAAAGCUGUUUGCUAGCCCUAGACCUAGAGGCAAAUUGUUAAACUGAUUAAUGGAAGUUGUAUUAAGACUUCAGCUACUGUCUGAAGCUCUAGUUUUGUUAAAGUUCUGACAUUCCAUUAAAUGUGAAAUGAUAUUUUGUGUCUCAUCUUAUUAUUUUUUUUUUAGUUUUAUUCCAUGUAAAUAAUAAAAAUCUAUCACCCAUCAAUAAUGGCACAUUGAAUGCAACUUAAAACUGAUUUAACUUUGUGGAAAAACUUGUUUAAAAAUUAAUGGAAAGCAUUAGCUACAGAAUAUAGAUGAAUAUUGUCAACUAUUUGAUAACAUUUUAUUAACUGUGACAAAGUCUUAAGGAUGCCAGAUCUAUUUAAGGUACUUUUUUAAUUUGCCUCUCACCAUAGUAAACACAAUAGUUAGCCACUUCAUCAGGAAUAGUAGAUGAAGGAAGUACUUAUUUACCUUUGGAUCAGUUUGAGAUGGAUCAUACAUUUUUCACUGUUUAUACAAAAAAGUGUAUCUAAUAGCUCUUUUCCUAGCUCCAUUGUUCACUUUCUUUUCUUUCUGCCACUGGACUGCUGGGUGACCUUGGACAGAUCACUACCUCACUGCCUCAGUUUCCAAAUGUGUAAAAUGGAGAUAAUGAUACUGUGAUCUCCUUAAUAAAGCACUUUUAAGAGGUCUCCAGCCACCUGCAAGCUCAGUAGCAAGAGGUUAAACAUGAGACGUAAGCCAAGUUGCUAUUUCUUUGUAGUGCAACUAGAUGACUAAACAACAUACACUUCUGAGGAGUGUCUCAUGGACGUUAAUAGAUUUCCAUAGGUAACUCCAGACAGCGUGAAUAGGAGUAAAAUGUGUAAUACUCCUGGUAUUAGUAGAAGAAUGAGACUUCAGGUGAUAGGCUUAUAGUAUUCAGAGCUGUGUUUCUGUAAGACUGCCAUUAAAACAAAAUGGCAACUUGUACUGGAACCAUGGCAGAGCCAAGAUUUAGUAAUUGCUUUGGCACAUACAGUAAGUUUGGUUACUUGUUGUAAGUAGGUAUUUUAAGGAUAAUACAAUAAAGUUCAGUAAUGCUAAAUUCAAGACCGUAAGCAAUUGAGGGGAGAGUGCAGAUUUUGUGUUUAGGAAGGGCUUGUCCCAACAAAUACCUAUUUUUUUUAACCUUCAGCUGUUCUAACGCUAAUCAACCUCCAGCCUAAAGGCAGUGCAUUAGUCUUUCCAUCAUAUAUCUUCUAAUCUUCCCAUAUUUCUUUUCUUUUGUAAAGUGUCUUACAAACAGCUGGGUUUUAUUUAUGGGAAAAUGUAAGUUGUGCCAUGAAGUACUAUUAUAAAAGUGAAAUAAGAUCUUCAUAUCCUAAAGUGCUUAAAGGAAAACAGUUAAGAAAAAAAAUCUCCAAGAAAUGAUGAUAUCCCUUUCUCUGAAAUUGCAAGUCUCCAUUUAUCUCCUGACUCAGCAGCAGGAUUUUUCCAGGCAUUUUCUGCUUCCCUCUGAUAACAAGCUCUAAAUGCAUCUUUGAACGCCCUAAUUUGAAUUCUUAUACCUGACUCCAUCUAAACUCUGUCUUCUACAUUGCCCAGACCCCAAGAACACUCUUGGUCUCUUGGGAACGUUCAUGUAUGCUCACAUUGUGUUCACUCCUUUUCACACCAUAGAGUAGCAUUUGUAAAUGAAUUUGGUAAUUCAUGAGUAAGCUGUGUUUGGUUGGCUUGGCUGCAUCAUUAACAACCAGGCUGUGAAAACAUCUGUAACAAUUGUUAAGGAUCACACCAGUGACAGGCAAAAAUAUUUUAAAUUCUGAUCUGCUGCGGUAUAAGGUUGGGAAAGAAGCUUAAAGAAUUAAGCCUUUUACCACAUUCCAGGAAGGAGCUUUGUGUAAAAUCCUAGUUCCAUUUAAAAUCAAUGGCAAAAUGCCCACUGACUUUUUAGUGGGGUUAGGAUUUCCUCUUUUGUCUUUAGUUCAUAGCACUUUACAGGAAGGUGGUUGUUAGAAAAUCUAGGCUAUGCAUAUUUUGCUGUUUUUUAUGGCAGUUAAGUCAAAAGAGAACAUGAGACAAGUCUUCACUUCUGAGAUAUUAUAUCCUGAUUGGCGCACUAGUUCUGAAAUGCUGUUGAGCUUCUGAUUCGAAUCUUGACUGUGAUCCUUUUUCCCCUGCAUGUAUUUGUUUUCCAGAAUAAUUAAAUAUAAUUGGAGCAUAGUAGAACUUAUUUUUUUUAAUUGGAUCACUUUAAAGCUGACAUUCAGAUGAUUAGCUUCAUACAAAUCUCAUUCACCUUUUACCAAGUAACAAACACCUGAAUCUCCGUUAUAUGUAGCACAUUCUAGUUUUAUAAGGAUUGGAAUCUUGGUUUUCUAUUCGAUUUUUUUUUUCCUGGCAGGGGAAAUCUAUUGUUUGCAAUGGCACCACUUACUGUGUUGAGUGCCCCUCGAUCUUUUAAAUAUUUUCCCCACUACUUGUUGAGCAGGAGUUAUCCAAUAGCAAUAAUUAAAUACAGUCUAAAGUAAAGAUUUGGAGAAAUUACAGGUGCAUUUUAGGGAAAUUUAAUUUGCAAAUGAAACUUACUUAACUUAAUUAAACUUUUGGAACAUUACAUGUUCCAUUUCAUUAACUGAUGUAUUUUUAUUUUUAUAUAGUAUUUUCAAAAUAUACAGUAUAGUGCAAAUGGACAAUUAAAAAAAAAAAGGCAGGUAGGUAUGAAAAAGGCUUGAAGUAUAAUAGAGGCCAACAACAUUGUACCUUUUCAUUUAUUAGACUUUAAAUGUCAGAUUUUUGGAUGACUGCACAAGAAACUUAUGUAAAUUGAUUGAGUUAACUUAUGGGAAAAAUUGUCAUUGUGGUCAGGUGAUUUAAACUACAGGGUGGAAUUUGGCAAAGUUAUAAUUGUGUGAUAGUCUUCCUGCCUUUUAAAGCUGUUUUUUAAUUGGCUUCAGCUCAGUCUCACUCUUUUGUGUACUAAAAAUAAAUGUGUUCAAAAUA
Molecule: messenger RNA, 5365 nt
Organism: Mauremys mutica (yellowpond turtle)
Lineage: Eukaryota; Metazoa; Chordata; Testudines; Geoemydidae
Gene: PTPN2
Product: protein tyrosine phosphatase non-receptor type 2
Exons: 10
Coding region: 284-1573 (429 amino acids)
Biological process (GO): protein dephosphorylation
Molecular function (GO): protein tyrosine phosphatase activity
Source: RefSeq, a predicted model, not a curated record